Diaporthe batatas is the source of this 4237-nucleotide messenger RNA. RefSeq lists its product as uncharacterized. Gene Ontology annotation, cellular component: spindle pole centrosome; spindle midzone; chromosome passenger complex. Gene Ontology annotation, molecular function: ATP binding; protein kinase activity. Lineage: Eukaryota; Fungi; Ascomycota; Sordariomycetes; Diaporthales; Diaporthaceae. The record is from RefSeq and is a predicted model, not a curated record. Gene Ontology annotation, biological process: mitotic spindle organization; regulation of cytokinesis; protein phosphorylation. Bases 98 to 1330 code for a protein of 410 amino acids. The transcript has 3 exons.
CUCGCAUCACGCCUAUUUGAACUUGUCUGCCAUUCCAAUUUGUUUCUAACUGAGCCGCUUUUAUUUUUGUUCAUUGUACUAGUGACAGCUCGCAAAGAUGUCGACUCACGAUCUCCAGACCCGACUGCAAGACUUGUCUAUUGAUGGCCACCGUAAGCAAGGCCAGGAUAAGGAGAAUUCGACUUCCCAAGGGCAAGACAAGGAGAAUCUGAAGACCAGGCCGAUGGGAAAGUCUCUCUCCUAUACCUUCUUCCGCCCGAAACUCGUCAAAGUCGCCCUCCAAGCCAAGAUAAACAACAGCACGUCGACCUCGUCUGUCCCCCAAACAGCGGAAACAAAGCCCUCGCAGGAUCCCAAAGCAGCCCCUACCGUGACGGUCACCCCCGAUGAGACCCCCGAAGCAAAGCCAACACCGGCACCAGCACCGGCACUGGCGAAGCUCACCAAGCAGCCCUCACCCCCCAAGGCCUUCCACCUCGGCAUGUUCGAGAUAGGCAAGCCCCUGGGCAAGGGCAAGUUCGGGCGCGUGUACCUGGCGCGCGAGCGGGCGCACGGGUUCAUCUGCGCGCUCAAGGUGCUGCACAAGAGCGAGCUGCAGCAGGCGCGCGUCGAGGUCCAGGUGCGGCGCGAGGUCGAGAUCCAGGCGAACCUGGCGCACCCCAACAUCCUGCGGCUGUACGGGCACUUCCACGACCCGCGGCGCGUGUUCCUGAUCCUCGAGUACGCCGGCCAGGGCGAGCUGUACGGGCACCUGCGCAGGGCGGCCGGGGGCAGGUUCGGCGAGGGCCGGGCGGCGCGGUACGUCGCGCAGAUGGCCGGGGCGCUGCGCCACCUGCACCGCAAGAACGUCAUCCACCGCGACAUCAAGCCCGAGAACAUACUGGUCGGCCUGCACGGCGAGAUCAAGAUCUCGGAUUUCGGGUGGAGCGUGCACGCGCCCGGCAAGAGGCGCACGACGUACUGCGGCACGCUCGACUACCUGCCGCCCGAGAUGGUGGCGGCGCCGGGUCCCCCCGGCGCCGACGGGUCCUACGACGAGAGGGUGGACCUCUGGUCCCUCGGCGUGCUCACGUAUGAGUUCCUCGUGGGCGAGGCGCCGUUCGAGGAUACCUUUGUGAUGACGACCCGGAGGAUCGCGAGCGGCGACGUGCAUAUUCCGUCGUUCGUGAGUGCUGAGGCUAGGGAUCUCAUAGAGAAGCUGCUUGUCGUUGACCCCAGUGGAAGGCUUCCCCUCGACAGGGUCCUGCAACAUCCAUGGAUCCUCAGGCAUUGCCGAGGGGUCGGGGAGAGCUGCAAACCCCAAAGGCUGACGGGAACCUCUGACAAGUAGCCCCAAGGUGCGGCAGUAAUAUGCGCUAUUAUUCUGCUCAGGUGCCCACUACGCGGCCACCAGAUACCCACAAGCCUUGUGUGGGACACUCUCCUAUGGUGUCUAUCACCACCUCUCCUUUGCCCGACGCGGGUCCACAUCGCCAACGAAGUCGCUCAUGAUCUGGUAUCGCUCGUCCAGCCGGUGCCUCGCCCUAAGUUCCAACGGUAUGUCCUCAUACUCGUCCCUCCUGAGCUUGUUCCACCCUUUGCCCCUCAUCGGCGGCAUCCUCACGGUCCGGUCGUUCUCCCUGUACAUCAUACCGUCGCCCGUCUCCAUCAGGCUCGCCUCCAGCGGCAAGGUCGAGUAUCCCGCGCCCGAGUCCUGGCCCCCCAUCGUGGAGCCGAACACAGUGUCGGCUUCCGUGGCGCCGCCGGCAAGACCUCCCAGCGUUGCGGAGAGGCUGGCCUCGACCACGCCGCCCGAGAUGCCGAUGUAGAAGUUGGGUGCGAGGGGCGACGACCGGGCCAUGCUCCACACGCCCGCGUAGGCAUCCUUUCGGGGCAGGGAUUUGGAGAAGAAAAAGGUGCCGUUCGGGCGGUAGUACUGGUCCCGCGACAGCUCGUGCCAUGUGCACCGGCUGCCUGUUGGCCGGGCCUGGCACUGCGGCCGCGGUUUGGCGGGGAGGCCUGGGGCCUGGAGGAACGGCUGGAUGGGCUUCGGGAAAGGCCGCUCGCCGCUGCACGGCAGCGCCGCGGUGUGGUAGUAGUCCUUGGACCAGCGGAAGUCGAAGACCUUGAUGGUUGCGCCGUGGGCGCCGCCGGCGACGAAGUGGCCCGUGCCGAAGGGCAGGAGUGACUCGAACUCGGACCAUGGGUCAAUGUUGUCACAGUACACGAGGUCGGAGGGUGACUGUGUGCGUAGAUCCUGCAGCCUCACCGAGCCGUCGCGCCAGGCGGUCAGGAGCAGGUUGGCGUUCCCGCCGGUGAUGGAUGAGGCGUCGAUCGGGGUCAACGAAUGGGUGCACAACCUGCCCUUACCAUAGCUGAUGUCAAAUCGGUCCUCCAGGGCAGGGUUCUUGUAAGGGGACAAGGUCUCGAUCCCGGUAGGAGUGAUCGUGGCGUAUCUGAGUUGGUGCUGACAGCCUUGCAAGGCAAAGGCCAUCGUGUCUUCCCCCAUCCACCGUGCGUACCCCAGGGUCAUGCUUGGCACAUCGAAGUGAUCGGUCGUCAGGUCAAGAUAGGCGGAGGGCUCGACGUUGACCCCGGAUGCUUCAGGGAGACGGUACAGUUGCACCCCAGCCUUUGUAGCAGCAGCCACAAGCCUUUUCCGAGGAAGCACGUCGAUAGAAUUGAUGGUGGCCUGGCUGAACCGUGUGGUUGGGCCGACUUCUUCGGUCCCAUCGAUGGUGGUGAAUUCGGGGCUGAAAUCGGCCAUCUUCUCGCCGAAGCCCUUCUCGCUCAGAUCCAGCAGGACAAGAUGGCCAUUGUCUCUGCCGACCAGAGCUCCUAAGCCAUCGACAACAUCCUCCACAACCGCGACGGCCUUGAUAUCAUCAGGACCAGCGGAGUAGCCCUGGUCUUUCCCAUCCAGCCGAUGCCAUGUGACCUGCUCCGGGCAGCCGCCUUUUCGCCCUAACCUUCGCCUCCUCGCAACAAAGUUCUCGCCAGCGCCCCAGACGACUAGCUCCUCCCUUGCCGCAAAGUCAAAGUGGGCAUCCAGGACAGGAUGAUACGGAGUCGCCUGGCGGCGUCGCGGACCUCUGCCCUGGUUGAGACUGGCUUCUGGCAGCAUGGCCUGGAAAGCAAGCGAGCGGCGCUCCCAGGCACGGGAUUGCCAGGUCAGUGAGCUCGCUAUCUCAGCCCAUUUCGGAUAGGUGGGUGAGGUGGGUGAGGGCACGAAGGGGAUGGGCGUUGAUGGGAACCGGGAGCGGACGAAAGCACGCCAGCCGCUCUCGUUGUCUGCUCUGAUCAGGGAUGCGAGACGUCUGUUUGCCAGGAGGAGGGCACGGAUAUCCCUUGCGGUAUCUAGAUGGACGACUAUUAUGAGUAGAACGUCAUCUGGAAGGGUGUCGAGCAUCGUCGACUUGAGUGGCCGUCGAAAGGACAGCAAGGCCUGAUGAAGCCAGGUGGGCUUCGACAGGAGUGAGAUUUGAGUCGGUUAUAACUAUUUCAGGUCGAGAAUGUAACCGAGAAUUCUGCAGUAGAUAGGUUCUUAGGUGAAGAAGAGGCGGGUUUUAUGCAGAUACAGUUCAAGGCGCAUGCAUGCUGGAAGGAGAACGGGUCGAAAGAAACGUCGAGUGCAGUGGCGAUGAAGUCAUUAGGACCCUGAAAGCUCAUACAGUAGCGCUGAGCGAUCUGCGGCUAGUGGGGCUUCCAGGCACCAGGGCCCAUUCUGGCCCAUUCUUAGUCAGCGGGCCAACCUCAGUCCUGACUUGCCUGGGACAAUCCUGGGCAAUUGUGACUCACGUCUCUCAAAAUACCUAUGACUGCUAUUGACUCCCACAAACCGACUCGGACCUUUCCGUCUUUUUUGGAGCGGUGAAAGACCCAAAACCCUCGAACUUGUUGAGUCACAGAAAAGCCCUGCCAUGGCUAUGCUCAUCUAUGGCUCUGCGCGACUCGACAGGCAGCGAGAAUCGUUCCAAGGUUGUUAUUUGGGCUCAUGCUUGUCAUGAGUGUUGGCGGUUUCAUUUAGAGACUCAAUUCUACUUGAUGAGUCGCUGCUGCUGCUGCUGCUGCUGCUGCUGAGGAGAUAUGGACUGGUGAGUGGUCGUGGGAGAAUGCAAAGCCAUGAACAACUUCCUUUCAGGCCUGAUUGGCAGUUCGACGAUGCUCUAGAGGCGUAAAUUAAGAAACUUCACAUCUUUCACCCAGUCUCAUCCAUGUUCCCAAACUCGACACACGGACUGUGAAAAAUCAAUCAGCC